AUAGAUACAGAGACACUUGUCAUCAGGAAGCUGCUCUCUCAGCACAACGGAAAAUAUCUCAAUGACUUGACAUGUUCUGGUUGUGAAUUCAGGCUACAAGGGGACAGUGCUCUAAAAUGAGUCUCUCUGGGGAGAGAGAGGAGGGGGGCCCUGCCUCUAAAAUGAGUCUCACUGGGGAACAUGGCACCAAAUCUAAGAGCUCAAUCAAGCAGGAGAGACCAGCUUCCCCUGUACCCAGCUGUGUGUCCAUGAAGAGUGACAAGUCUAUGUAUCAACCUCUAAACUUUAGAGUGGGAGACUUUUCUACUGAACAAAGACCAAUAAAGCGGAAGAGACCAGCCUCCCCUGUUCCCAGCUGUGUGUCCAUGAAGAGUGACUGGUCUAUGGGUCUACUUAUAAACUUUAGAAAGGGAGACCUUUCUACUGAACAAAGAAACCAACAGGAGAGAUCAGAGUCAGAGAUUCUCAGUGGUCCGUCUUCCCAGGGUCAUCCAACAGACCUGGCCUCCAUAUUCAGUGUGUGUGGUCCUGUUAUGUACAUUUGUUUUUGUUUACCUCAAGUGAAGUUGAACUGUCAAUCGUUCAUUAAUGUAUUGAUGAGAAAGCAUUUCUUCUCUUGCUUAACUUAUUUACUUUAUUUAUUUCAGGUGCUUGAAGAGAAUAUUAUGACAUUUGUGAAGAACGAGCUGAAGAUGUUCAAGAGGAUUCUUAGUCCAGAACUCCCAGAAGGCUUUGAGAGUCAGAAGCAGGAUAAGGAAGUGGUGGAUGCUGAAGAUGAGAACCCGGCGAGCAGUGCAAGAGAGGGGGCUCUGAAGAUCACACUGCACGUCCUGAGGAAAAUGAAUCAGAAGGAACUUGCUGACUCACUGGAGAAAAAAAAGGAGCUGGAUGUGUUUGACCUGAAGAAAUACUCCAGAUCAGAGGAAGGUCUUCUGAGGCUGAUGCCAGUGGUCAAAGCCUCCAGAGCUGCUCUGUGAGUACAUAAAAUUACAUUUAAGAACUAAUCAUUAGGCAGAAAUGUUAAGUUUAGAGAAAAAUAUAUAUUAUAAUAUGUAUAUAAUAUUAUAUUGAAAAACAUAUUGAAUAAAUGCAUUGACGUUCACAUUAGUAUACAAUUAUGACCAUACACUUCUAGGAGACGGAAGAUGAAUCUAUAUGUUGUUGGGGAGAAUAAACCAAAUGCAUCUGCCAUUGUCCUUCUACACUACUGGUGUUAAAUUAACAGUGUGUUUGUGAAGUCAUU
Messenger RNA from Salmo salar (Atlantic salmon), 1243 nucleotides. The record is from RefSeq and is a predicted model, not a curated record. NCBI's taxonomy places the organism in Eukaryota, Metazoa, Chordata, Actinopteri, Salmoniformes, Salmonidae.